Liolophura sinensis is the source of this 828-nucleotide messenger RNA. Its product is annotated as tenascin-like. The transcript has 7 exons. The record is from RefSeq and is a predicted model, not a curated record. Lineage: Eukaryota; Metazoa; Mollusca; Polyplacophora; Chitonida; Chitonidae. Bases 10 to 828 code for a protein of 272 amino acids.
AACGGCGCCAUGUUGUGGAACGGUCUUGGAUUUGUGUUGUUAUUGAGCGCUGUCGAUGUAGUAGGGGCGUGCACCACUAGUUGGCAGUGCACCGUCAUAAUGCACUGUGGAAUUGGGAUAGGCGAGUGUUGGAAAGGACAGUGUCGGUGUCCACCCGUGAAGCGGUCAGAGGUCGAAGAGAAAAGAUUCCUGUCUUCCUGUAAAAACGAUUUUGAAUGUUCGGCUCUCAUGGCCUGCUUAGUUGGUCGACCUGUGUGUAGAAAUGGCGGUUGUGCCUGCUCGUCGGGUCUUAUCAAUCUCCCAGCUGAAAUUCAAGAGCGCAGAUUCCUGCCUUCGUGUCAAAACGACUUGGAGUGUUUGUCUUCCAUGACUUGCUUUGUCGGUCGACCAGUAUGCAGCAAUGGGGGCUGUGCUUGCUCUUCUGGUCUGAUUAGUCAACCAAUCAAAAGAAAAGAACCCCGUGCAAUGUGUCACACGGACGUGGAAUGUUCCAUCAGAAUGCUGUGUUUCGUUGGCUCUGCAAAGUGUACAAACGGCGUCUGUGCUUGCCCUGGAUUAAAGAGGUCUGAAAACAAAGAGAAACGCUCUUGUGGCAGCAGUUUUGAGUGCAUGUUGAGGACGGACUGUUUCCUUGGACAAGCCCGUUGCGAUAAUGGAGUCUGUUCGUGUUCAAAGAUCCCUGUGAUGGAAAUGGGGGCACCCCUGAGGAGUAACGGGAGAUUACUGUUACAAAAAAGUAUGAAGAUGAAUGCAAAGACACUGGUAUCACCGCUUGUUGGGCAAUUGCACCAACCAGUGUCAAACUAUGGACUCGUACAUUGGCCAUAA